Molecule: messenger RNA, 1257 nt
Organism: Thamnophis sirtalis
Lineage: Eukaryota; Metazoa; Chordata; Lepidosauria; Squamata; Natricidae
Source: RefSeq, a predicted model, not a curated record
AUGGCGGCUCCCGUGUCGCCCUUGGUUACUGGGCGCCGCCUGAUAAACGCUGCCAUUCGACCCGCCAAUCUCGUCCUAACUUGCUGGGGCCCGCGGAAAGCAUAUACAGUUCAGGUAGCAGAGAAAGCUGCCAGCAGUGGACUAGCAGAUGCUAAUUCGAAAGCCUUAUUGCUUUGCAAUGGACCUUUAGAACAUUAUGAAUUCCUUACCAAAGUGGAGCAGCUGAGGAAUGAUGAACAGCAAAUGAAAAUCAUGCGGUGCCUGCAGAAACUACAUGAAAGUCUUAAAGGCUACAAACUCAGUCCAAAACACAUAUUCUCAAAGCUUUUCCCAAGACGUAAACCUCCAAAAGGCCUUUAUAUCUAUGGUGAUGUUGGCACAGGAAAGACAAUGGUGAUGGACAUAUUUUAUUCUCAUCUACUAGUAGAAAGAAAAAAGAGAGUCCAUUUCCAUGGCUUCAUGCUUGAUGUGCAUAAAAGAAUACAUUGCCUUAAACAGAGUCUGCCAAAACGAAAAGCUGGAUUAAUGGCUAAAUCAUAUGAUCCAAUAGCUCCUAUAGCCGAUGAAAUAAGUGAGGAAGCUUGUCUCUUGUGUUUUGAUGAAUUUCAGGUCACAGAUAUUGCUGACGCUAUGAUUCUCAAACAGCUUUUUGAAAACCUGUUCCAAAACGGUGUCAUCGUUGUAGCCACAUCAAACAGGCCACCAGAAGAUCUCUAUAAAAAUGGGCUCCAGAGAGUUAACUUUGUGCCAUUUAUUGCUGUACUAAAGAAACACUGCAACACUAUCCAACUGGAUUCUGGAAUAGACUACAGGAAGCGUGCACUGCCUGCGGCAGGAAAGCUGUACUACCUCACAAGUGAAGCUGAUGUGGAGGCUGUCAUGGAUAAGUUGUUUGAUGAGCUGGCUCAAAAACAAAAUGAUUUAACUAGACCAAGGAUUUUAAAAGUACAAGGCAGAGGACUGAGAGUGAAUAAAGCAUGUGGAACCAUUGCAGACUUCACAUUUGAAGAGCUGUGUGACAAACCUCUUGGAGCCAGUGAUUAUUUGGAAAUAUCCAAGAAUUUUGAUCUGGUUUUUGUUCAUAAUAUACCUCUCCUUACAAUGGCAAAAAGAACCCAAGCUCGCCGCUUCAUCACUCUCAUUGAUACUUUUUAUGAAAAAAAGCUGCCAGCUGCAUUAACAUUUACAAUGGCUCAGCGGUUAAAGACACCAAGCUUGUCAGCUGGAGAGCUGACAGCCCAGGUUUGAGAACAGAGU